Molecule: messenger RNA, 2162 nt
Organism: Closterium sp. NIES-67
Lineage: Eukaryota; Viridiplantae; Streptophyta; Zygnematophyceae; Desmidiales; Closteriaceae
Source: the annotation of a GenBank genome assembly
UUUUCUGCAACGAUGGAUGUGAAGCGAACCGACACCGGGUUCCUGGCGAUAGCAACAGAGGUGGAGAAUGACGGAGAGAAAGCCUCGGAACCUCCAGAAAAAAUCAAGGACUUACUGAAAGAGUUCCAAGACAUUCUUCUCGACGACCUCCCGGACGAACUACCGCCAUACCGAACGCACCAACACGAGAUCGUGGAGGAACCAGGUUCGAAACCGACCUUCCGAGCACCAUAUCGGCUAAGCCCUACAGAACUAGCCGACAUGAAGAAGCAGAUCGAGUAUCUCCUCGCCGAAGGACUCAUCCGACCAUCCACUUUGCCAUACGGUGCCCCAGUACUCUUCACACCGAAACCGGAUGGAAGCCUGCGCAUGUGCAUCGACUACCGAGCUCUCAACAAGCAGACCAUCAAGAACAAAUAUCCGAUACCACGAAUCGAUGACCUGCUUGACCAGCUCCAGGGAGCUACGGUAUUUUCAAAACUAGAUCUGCGGUCCGGAUACUGGCAAAUAAGAAUGGCGGACGAUUCUGUUCACAAGACUGCCUUCCAAACUCGGUACGGAUCGUACGAGUAUUUGGUCAUGCCGUUCGGACUCACCAACGCACUUGCAACUUUCCAAGCAGAGAUGAAUCAUAUCCUACGCCCACUAUUGGACGAAUGCGUGGUGGUAUACCUGGACGAAAUCCUCAUCUACUCGCGCGACAUGCAACAACAUGUCGAGCACCUACGACGCGUCUUCGAAAUUCUUCGACGAGAACACUUCUACGUCAAACUAUCCAAGAGCGACUUCGCCCUCGAGAAGGUCCAAUUCCUCGGACAUAUCGUAAGCGCUCAAGGAGUUCAUGUCGACCCCAAGAAAAUCGAAGCCGUGCGUACGUGGAAGACACCUGAGAACGUGAGCAGUUCCUUGGCUUUGCCAACUACUACAACAGACCCCGAACGCGACUACUGGGACAACGACAUCGCAUACCGGAAAGGAUCAAUGAAGAUCUGGGUACCUAAUUACCCUCCAUUGCGCCAGUUACUACUAGAAGAAUACCACGACAUCCUGUACGCUCGACACUUCGGUAGCAACAAGACGCUCACCGGUAUCGCCAAACACUACUACUGGCCCCACAUGGCAGAUGACGUACAGAAAUUUGUCACCUCGUGCACUACAUGUCAACGGAUGAAGAGCAGCAAGCAGAAAAAGGCGGUUCUGCUACAGCCUCUUCCUAUCCCAGAACAGCCAUGGCAAGUGGUAAGGCUAGACUUCAUCACCGGGCUACCAACUAUCACGAGCGGACAUGACGCGAUCCUCGUCGUCAUUGACAAGUUCUCCAAAAUGGGACACUUCAUCCCGACGCACACCACAGCACGCACCGAGGAGACGGCACAACUCUUUGUUCGCUACAUCAUCUCACAACAUGGCAUUCCAACCACACUCAUCUCCGACCGAGACCCUAAGUUCACCAGUAAAUUCAGGAAAGAACUGAUGUCUCUGCUCGGGACCAAGCUCGCCAUGUCAUCCGCCUACCAUCCGCAGACAGAUGAACAGACCGAGCGCCUCAACCAAAUUGUGGAGCAACUCCUCCGCGCAGCCUGCAAGGACGAUAUCUCCAAAUGGGACUUGCAUCUGCCAGUCCUGGAGUUUGCCUACAACAAUGCUACUCACACCGCUACUGGACAGACGUCGUUCUUCCUCUGUUACGGACGCCACCCACUCACACCUCAACAGCCAACCAUACCAGCCACAGUCCAACCCGCUCAUGAUUUCAUCACGACCAUGCACAAACUUUGGGAUCGGACCCACAAGCGCCUUCUCGGCAUUCAACAUCAACAAAAGUACCAAGCCGAUCGCCAUUGCACAGACCACACCAUCACCGUAGGAGACCGAGUACUACUCGACACAUGCAAUCUUGACAUCAGCCAUCUCCCAUCCACACUGCGACCUCGCUUCUGCGGGCCUUUUCUUGUUGAAGCACAGGUCACUCCUGUUACCUUCAGCAUUCGCCUGCCAGCUACCUGGAAGAUUUACAACGCCUUCCAUGUCCAACUCUUGAAGCCCUAUCGAGAUCCCAACACGGUCUUCUCUGGCCGCCAACCGCCGCCGCCGCCGCCCGUCCUCGUCCACGACGAACCCGAGUACGAGGUCGAUCCCUGAGGGUGACCCAGACACCCUCG